Molecule: messenger RNA, 1242 nt
Organism: Prorocentrum cordatum
Lineage: Eukaryota; Dinophyceae; Prorocentrales; Prorocentraceae
Source: the annotation of a GenBank genome assembly
AUGGCCAUAGACACUGACAGCAACUCGGCCACGACGCUUCUUGACGCGGCGCCGAUGUUCCAGAUCGCGGACCACGCCUUCUGCUGGUACUUCUUCUUUGAGUGGUACGUUCGCUUCAGCUCGUUCGCGGGGAAAAGAAAUUGCCUGAGGGACGCGUGGUUCGUCUUCGACUCCUGCCUGGUAUCGCGUCCGCGCAGCCGCGCACACACCCGCCGCCUCGUGUCGGAGCAACUGCUGCCGACGCGUGCUGGGAUCGGAAGCCUCGAUCUCAUUUCUGUUUUGAACUUCGAUCCUCUGUCUCCAAUCCUUGAGGACUGGAGGCAGCAGCGGGCCCGGCACACACACGCUGAGGUCGCGCCGGCCCCUGGCGUUGGCGGAUCCAUGAUGGUGGCCGAGACCUGGGUGAUGACGGUGGUGCUGCUGUGCCUCGACACAGGGGGCGGCGGCGGCAUGGGCGGUCUCUCCAUCCUCAGGCUGUUCCGGCUUCUGCGGCUCUCCCGCUUGGCGCGGAUGCUGCGGUCCAUGCCUGAGCUCAUGAUCUUGAUCAAGGGGGUGGUAGCUUCAUCCCGUUCCGUCUUCUGCACGAUGGGCCUACUGGCCAUUCUGCUGUACGUGUUCGCGAUAGCGAUGCGCCAGCUCACGGACGGUACCGACGUCGGCGAGCUUCAUUUCUACAGUGUUCCCAGUUCUAUGUACAGGCUAUUAAUUGAGGGUGUUUUUCUGGACAACCUGAGCUCCACUGUGAAGGUGAUGUCGGACAGUAGCCCAGUUUUCACGAUAGUGUUUCUUGUCUUCGUGUGCAUAGCUGCCCUCAUGGUGAUGAACAUGCUUAUUGGUGUACUGUGUGAAGUCGUGAGUGAUGUUGCCAAAAGGGAGAAAGAGGAUAUGGGUGUCCACGCUCUCAAGAUGAAGCUCGCUGCAGUGAUGGCCCGGCUGGACAGAGACGGGACCGGCACCCUCUCGGAGGACGAGUUCGUGCAGAUCAUGGGCGAUGCGACCAUCGUUCAGCUCCUAGACGAGGUUGGCGUGGACCCUAUCGGUCUCAUCGACAUGGCGUCAACCAUUUUCCUUCGAGAUGAUUGCGACGACGAGGAUCUUCCCCCCCCCUUAUCAGGGUUCGGCAUGCAGGUUUCAUGUUGUUUGCUGGAGGGCUUGGCUGCGUCUUCCAUUGUGCCCCAGAAUUUCCGCUCAGGGGCUGCAUACGGGGAAGGAAGGCCGCUGCUGCAUGCGACAGGGGCCUAG